Molecule: messenger RNA, 534 nt
Organism: Peniophora sp. CBMAI 1063
Lineage: Eukaryota; Fungi; Basidiomycota; Agaricomycetes; Russulales; Peniophoraceae
Source: the annotation of a GenBank genome assembly
AUGGGUAGCGCUCUUUAUCUGGCACCUUCAGCACCAGUACCAACCUAUGAUAAGCCCCUCUCCUGGUUCCGCGCGGAUCUCCGAACGGAUCGGAGAAACGCGGACUCGUUCGAGAUCGGUGCGCGCGCACGCGAUUAUCUUCCCCUGUCAUCUUCUGCGUCGCUCUCAUCUUCCCCGGCUCACGAUAAGGACGAGAUGGCGCAAGUGGUCGACGGCCCCGCAUGGCGAUCGCGCCCAGUCGCAGGGUUGGCGCGACCGUGGUCUGCGAGGAGUCGUGCCCUGCGCCCCGGCCUUCGCGGUCUCGAGAAGACCGCCGAGCAUCAGGAUCGCGUUCAGGCGGACACCUCGCCCUCGACCGACGUUUACGAGCGACGCGGACGCCGCGGAGUUCCAGCGUCUGUGGCGGGUCCACCAUGCUGCGUAUCGAGCGGCGUCGAGGAGCGCCGUACUGGAGCGCUGCGCCGAGAGGGCGUUGGAGCAGCGGGUAGACAGGCUGUGGAGGGCGGAGCGCAUAGCCAAGCUCCGGAUACUUAG